Molecule: messenger RNA, 1885 nt
Organism: Salvia hispanica
Lineage: Eukaryota; Viridiplantae; Streptophyta; Magnoliopsida; Lamiales; Lamiaceae
Product: O-fucosyltransferase 38-like
Cellular component (GO): nucleus; cytoplasm
Source: RefSeq, a predicted model, not a curated record
UCUACCGAUGAGUGCAAAGAAUGGUUAAUCGGCGAGGGCGUCAUCGCCUUCCCUUAUCCAGACACAGAAAAUCCUCCUUUUUCUCAAUCACUUUCUACGUGAUCCUCAUUUUUUCACUCUCAAUCUUCACUUUCCUGCUCUACAGCAGCUACGUGUUGCAAGAGGAAAACAAGGUGCCGCUUCUGAGAGUUGAGAAGCCCAAAAUCAACAAGUUAUUAGAUGAUCAACUUUGGAAAACUCCUUCUGGUCUUGGUUUGCGGCAGUGUGUCAAGCGAACAAGUAGAUAUGGAGCUACUCCAGUCUCAGAUCACUAUAUAACUGUAAAAAGUAAUGGAGGACUAAAUCAAAUGCGCACUGGGAUAGCUGAUAUGGUGGCUGUGGCACGCAUUAUGAAUGCUACACUAGUGAUUCCUCAACUUGACAAGAGUUCAUUCUGGCAGGAUAGCAGUACAUUCUCCAAUAUAUUCGACGAAACCCAUUUCAUCAAAUCCUUGGAAAAGGAUGUGAGGAUUGUGAAAAGGCUUCCUAAAGAAUUAGAAUCUCUACCUCGUGCUAGGAAACACUUCACCUCAUGGGGUGGGUUGGGCUACUAUGAAGAAAUGACUACAUUAUGGAAGGAAUAUCAGAUAAUUCAUGUUGCAAAAUCAGAUUCUAGACUUGCAAACAAUGAUCUGCCCCUUGACAUUCAGAGAUUGAGAUGCCGUGCUUUGUAUCACGCUCUUCGUUUUUCUCCAUCUAUUGAAAGUCUAGGAAAGAAGCUCGUGGAGCGGCUGCGAUCACGUGCUCAAAGAUACAUUGCCCUUCAUUUGAGAUAUGAGAAAGAUAUGCUGUCUUUUACUGGAUGUACUUAUGGUCUUACUGUUGCAGAAUCAGAGGAGCUCCGAACAAUGAGAGAGAAAACAAGUCACUGGAAAGUGAAGAACAUUAACCCCACAGAACAGAGAGAUGCUGGUCUCUGCCCUUUAACUCCGAAGGAGGUCGGGAUAUUUCUUAAAGCUCUUGGCUAUCCACCAUCUACCUUAAUAUAUAUUGCUGCUGGAGAAAUAUAUGGUGGUGACUCGCACCUUUCGGAGCUCACUUCCCUAUUUCCUAACAUUGUUUCCAAAGAAAUGCUCGCAACCCCAAAAGAACUGAAAGAUUUUUCCAAUCAUGCAUCACAAACUGCAGCCCUAGAUUACAUAAUCUCCAUAGAAAGUGACAUUUUCGUCCCUUCCCACUCGGGUAACAUGGCAAGAGCUGUUGAAGGUCAUCGCCGAUUCUUAGGACAUCGCAAAACAAUCACUCCGGACAGGAAAAGCCUAGUUCAAUUGUUUGAUCUAAUGGAGGCUGGGCAGCUUGAAGAGUCGUCUCUGUCUCUCCCUGUGAUGCAAUUGCAUAGACAAAGGUUCGGUGGACCUCGGAGGAGAGGAAGCGGCCCUCCUGGAAUCAAGGGCAGAGUGCGACUGCGGCUGGAGGAAUCCUUUUACCAAAAUCCAUAUCCAGAAUGUAUAUGCAAAUCAUAAGGUGGAAGCAGCGACGGAGCCAGCCAGCAUAGGCCAAGUCAUCGCUCCAGCAGGGGGCUUGGUCAGUGCCAGACCUCGGCGGAUCGAGGUGGUGUCGGGGGAGAAGAAAUGGAGCUUUUAGGAGUUUUAGUAGAUGGAGAAGAAAGAGAAACUUUAUAUAUUAAACGAAUUAAUUUUAACCUGAUGCAAAGUGACAUUUUUUGGCUAAUUGAGGGAGAAACGUUAAGUUCACACUAAUACUAAUUCUUUGUUUCUAUAAAUAUCCUUCUUACUUGUCAUUGUAGCUUCUUACCUUUUUUUAGACUUGAACAAUUGUAGUAUUCCAUUAACAAAUCUACUGUAUGAUCGACUUCUUCUAUAGGAAUUAUUAUUUGUUACUGUUA